AUGGCCGCCCUGACGACGGUCGUGGUGGCGGCGGCGGCCACCGCCGUAGCCGGGGCUGUGGCGGGGGCGGGCGCGGCCCCGGGAACCGGCGUGGGAGCCGCGGCGCCGCAACAGAAUGAUGGCUGUCUUGGUACUUCAGGUGGAAUUCGUCCUUUUCAUCUUCAAAACUGGAAGCAGAAAGUUAGUCGAACUAAGAAAGCAGAAUUCAUACGUACAGCCGAAAAAUUUAAAAAUCAGGUUAUUAAUCUAGAAAAAGACAAACACAGUCAUUUCUACAACCAAAAAAAUGAUUUCAGAAUUGAACAUAGUAUGCUGGAAGAAUUGGAAAAUAAACUGAUUAACAGCAGGAAAACAGAAAGAGCAAAAAUCCAGCAACAAUUGGCCAAAAUAUACAGCAAUGUAAAGAAACUUCAGCAUCAGUUAAAAGAUGCGAAGCCUACACCUGAUUUUGUUGAAAAGCUCAGAGAAAUGAUGGAGGAAAUUGAAAAUGCAAUUAACACUUUUAAGGAAGAGCAGAGGUUGAUAUAUGAAGAGCUUAUUAAGGAAGAGAAAACAACUAAUAAUGAGUUGAGUGCCAUAUCAAGAAAACUUGACACAUGGGCUUUGGGUGAUCCAGGAACAGAGAAGGCUUUCAGAGCAGCAUCGGCCAAGGUUCCUGCGGACAGAGUCACACCAAGUGCUCUUCCAGAAGCCGUGGCAGAGUUUGAAAGGUUCCUUCAGCUGACAGGAGGGCGCCAGGGGGGCUGGGACGAUUAUGACCACCAGAACUUUGUGAAGACGAGAAACAAGCAUAAAGGGAAGCCAGCGUUCAUGGGAGAAGUUCUAGAGCACCUUCCCGGAAGAACGCAGGAUGAAGUUCAACAGCAUGAGAAAUGGUAUCAAAAUUUUCUGGCCCUAGAAGAAAGAAAAAAAGAGUCUAUUCAGCAUUGGAAAACCAAAAAGCAGCAAAAAAUGGAGGAAAUUUUCAAAUUAAAGGAAAAAGACAGCAUACAAGUACUUUCUCAUAAUAAACAGGAAGAUAAUAAAAAACAAAAAGAAGAACAAAGAAAGAAGCAAAAAUUGGCCAUUGAAGCUUGGAAAAAACAGAGAAGUAUAGAAAUGUCAAUGAGAAACGCUUCCCAGCUGAGAGAGGAGGCAGAGAGGGAAAAGCAGCAGCAGCAGAGCGCACGCCAGCGCCAGUGCAAGCUGAAGGUGCUGCUGGAGGCCUAUGCCCAGCAGAAGAAAGGGCAGGCAGAGCGCUUGGGACCUGACAAGGAGACACGGGGGAAGACAGACAAGGCAGGAAGAAGGAAGUCUGCUGCUGGCGAAAUGUCCCGCUUUCAAGAAAGAGAUUUACAUAAACUUGAAUUGAAAAUUCUGAAUAGACAAUUAAAGGAAGAUGAGAAGGCAGAAAAACAAAGAAAACUGGCAAAAUUAAAAGAAAAGGUUGAAAACAAUGUUAGUAGAGAUCCAUCUAGACUUUACAAACCUACCAAAGGUUGGGAAGAACGGACCAAAAAGAUAGGACCAACAGGCUCUGGGCCACUUCUACAUAUCCCACAUAGGGCUAUUCCAACCUGGAGACAAGGAGUUUAG
This is a messenger RNA of Rangifer tarandus platyrhynchus (Svalbard reindeer), 1575 nucleotides long. The record is from the annotation of a GenBank genome assembly. NCBI's taxonomy places the organism in Eukaryota, Metazoa, Chordata, Mammalia, Artiodactyla, Cervidae.